AUGUCACAAUCCAGUCAAAGCGCCACUGAAUCCAUUCAGGAGUCGGUUAUCGAGAACGACCGCAGUUCGCUGCCGCCGUAUCUCAAAGUUCUCUCGGAUUGCCGGGUGGUUCUAUGCACGACCCAUGGCUGCUGCUACGUCCGAACCAAUCUCUCGCGCCAUCUCCUCGACAAACACCAUAUCAAGAGUAGACAGCGGCAAACUAUCGAAUCGGCGCCCGAGCUUCAAUCGGUGGCCCAAACCAGUGCCGGGGUGAUCCAGCCUCAGGAUGGUUGUAAUGAGAUUCGCGGCCUGCCGACCGUGCUCGGUUUCCUCUGCCACCUCCCUCACUGUGACUUUCGCUCGAGCAGCAAAGACCGGAUCCGACAGCACUAUAAUAAACAUCACCACUGGCAAGUUGUGCAACAGGGAGCGAUUCCCUGGCACGAGGCUUUUUUGCAGACGCUGUUCCACCAGAAACAAUGUCAACAGUACUUUGCCGUGGUUCUUACAGACCAGCUCCCGUCCCCCGCCCCUCAAUAUAUAUAUCGAUAUGCCAAUGCCCCGAAUAAUGCCCCACCAUCUGCUGCUGAGCAACCUUGUUCGUCUCCCAUCGCCGGCGAUGCAUGGGACCAGAUUAUGCGUCGAUACCAACAGAGUCUCUCUCGGCCAUCGCGAAAUCCAAUCGCCGCAGCCCGCCAUGUAUCCGAGGUCACUCCGUUUAUGAAGCGGGCCGGCAUCCAUGUCCACCUCGAAGGGCUGGAGGUAAAAGACCUAGGUCCCAGUUAUCGAAUGCCACGACAGGAUCAGGAGCCGCUACUUUUUGCCAUUUGCGAGAGCAUUUAUCGAGUUCUCGAGGCCGCGAUGGUAGUGCUGGUCCAUGACCAAGAUGUGGAGGUGCGUCAGCUUAGUCGCCGUAACGCCCGGCUUCUCAACACCUUUGCCCGGGGAGAAACGUCCCAGGACCCUAUCUCAAGUCUCCAGAAUGAACGAUCGCGCCAGAGAUACAUCACUACCUGGCAGCAACUAGUAUGCUACUGGGAGCGCGUCAUGGAGCAGCAACAACUUCGGGACAAUCUCUUCCAACCCAGCCCCCGGCAGCUUGAGAUAUGGAUCGAGGUGACUGAGAUCGCGAGCGAGAUUGUCGAUCUCACCGCGUCCGAGUUGGACCGUUCCGACGAGAAAGCAUUGUGCGCGCGGUUAGACCAGGCUGUGCUCCAAUUCAGCCUUGCCAUUAUCCAGCACCCAGUCCCGCGUCGAAAGUUUGAUUCGGUCCUCGUCUCCUAUGCCGCGGUACGGUUCUGGAGCCCUACCCAAGGGGCGUGGUGUGCGAUCGGGAACUAUACGUCUAUCCUAUCGCAGUUAAUCUACGACUGCCAAAUGGUGAUUCUCGCGUCUGUGCUAGCAGAGACCGUGGAGGAUAGAGAUACGGAGAUGAGUGCCAUGAUCAUUGCGAUCCGGGAUGAAUGGUCUUUGAAUGACACUGACGGUCCUUUGUCGGAGCUGCUCGAGAACCGACUGCUCGGGUUCCGCAUCAGCCAGACGGAGGUACCCCCUGCACAAAUCCGCUGGCACGCCGAUGGCCAAACUCUGGUCUGGUCGGACGUGAUAUUUCACCUCUCCGACCCCGGCAUCGGAGAUCCCCCCAUCGCGUAUGAUGGGCUUGUCGACAACUGGGAUGCUACCGCCCCCGGCCAAUGCUUCCUGACUGAUUCGCGAAACGCGUGCUAUCUGGAUCCGGUGAAGGACUGGUUGAUCACUCGGGUCGGCCGCACACCUGCCCUUUUCCGCACCUUCUGGUCCCACAAUGCCGAGGGUCGUUGGGUCGUGUCCGCCGAUGCGACCCAGCAGUAUGAGGAUGCCGUCCAGCGGUUUCUUCGAGUCGUGAUGGUCCCUUUCUUUCUCGGGUCAGGGCAGCACGGACGUCGGACCGAAUUUAUUGGCCUACGGUGGCGGAAUACCACGCUGACCACGCGUGAUCUCUUCCUUCACGACGGACAGAUGUUAUUUAUUCUCAGCUACUAUAAGUCGCGGCAUCAGAACAACGCCUCUCGAUGGCCUGUCCGAUUCCUGCUGCCCGAGGUCGCGCAGCUUAUAACGCAAUAUCUUGCCAUCGUGAACCCCUUUCGAGAGUUCCUUCAGCGGGAGACCGGGGGACCGAAGCCGUCAGACUACCUCUGGUCCCAGGGCACCGACCCGUGGCCCACUGAUACCAUGACCCGGGUGAUCGUUGAGGCCGGUAAGCUGGUUCUAGGGAAGCAUAUUCAUGUCCAGGCGUGGCGGCAGAUCACGAUCGGUAUUGCCCGGCGGAAAUUUGCCGGCGUGGAUGCCAAACUGCUGAUUGAAGAAGCGGCGGGAGAAGAUGGCGACGAGACCGACGCGGUUCAGGGGAGCAUGUCCGAUGCGCUCCACUGGCAGGCAAGCCAUACGCCUCGUACGGGAAAUCGGGUCUACGGUGGAACUGUGAACUUCCGUGGUGGACUUACCGAUGCUGGGCUACAAGAAUUCCGGCAGGUCAGUCAACUCUGGCAUCGGUUCGUUCGUGAUUAG
This is a messenger RNA of Penicillium samsonianum, 2529 nucleotides long. Its product is annotated as DNA helicase recq5. NCBI's taxonomy places the organism in Eukaryota, Fungi, Ascomycota, Eurotiomycetes, Eurotiales, Aspergillaceae. The transcript is spliced from 2 exons. Bases 1 to 2529 code for a protein of 842 amino acids. The record is from RefSeq and is a predicted model, not a curated record.